UUGAGCGUAAAAAAUAGAAAAUAAAUAAAUUUACAACGACCAGACAAAAUGAAUUUCCGUCGAUCUUCUACUCCAUUGUGGAUUGACCCGAAGCCCACGUUACCAUAAAACCCGCGAAAUUCAGACUUUGACGUGUUUCGUGUUGCUUGCAGUUCAUAGGCAGGAAAAGGAGAAGGAAAAAGCCUUCAACAAGAAGACGAUUCGCGAUUUCCCGUUUCUCGAAUUUUCUGUGGAUUAACAAUCUUCAAUUGUGGCCGAAUUCGAUCAAACGAGGCUGCUGUGGCGUUGGACGGAUUAGGAAUGGGAUCGGAGCAGUUGAUGGCCGGAGGUGGGCCUCGAUAUGUUCAAAUGCAAUCGGAGCAGCCUACAGCUUCGAUGUCGUCGUUUUUCUCGUUUCAUCAUGACGCUCCUGAGCCAACGAGGAUUUUCGAUGAAUUGCCGAAGGCCUCAAUUAUUUCCGUUUCUCGCCCGGAUGCCGGCGAUAUCAGUCCGAUGCUUCUUUCUUACACAAUCGAAUGCCAGUACAAGCAGUUUAAAUGGCGCAUGUUGAAGAAAGCUUCCCAUGUAUUCUAUUUACAUUUUGCACUAAAGAAACGGGCAUUCAUUGAGGAAAUUCACGAGAAGCAAGAACAGGUUAAAGAAUGGCUUCAAAAUCUAGGAAUAGGAGAACACACGACAGUGAUCCAAGAUGAGGAUGGACCAGAUGAUGAAGCCAAUCCUCUGCAUCAUGAUGAAAGUUCUAAAAAUAGGGAUGUUCCGUCCAGUGCUGCCCUGCCUAUCAUUCGGCCUGCCUUAGGAAGGCAGCAUUCUAUGUCUGAUAGAGCUAAGACUGCAAUGCAAGGGUACCUGAAUCACUUCUUGAGUAACAUGGAUAUUGUCAACUCUCGAGAGGUUUGCAGGUUUUUGGAGGUCUCUAAGUUAUCAUUUUCACCAGAAUACGGCCCAAAGUUGAAAGAGGAUUAUGUUAUGGUGAAGCAUCUACCUAAAAUUGCACGGGAAGAUGACGCUAGGAAAUGCUGCCUAUGCCGGUGUUUUGGUUGUUGUAAUGACAAUUGGCAAAAGGUGUGGGCUGUAUUAAAGCCUGGUUUUUUGGCCUUAUUGGGAGAUCCUUUUGACACUCAACCAAUGGAUAUAAUAGUUUUUGAUGUGCUACCUACUUCUGAUGCCAAUGGAGAUGGACGAGUAUCUUUGGCAAAGGAAAUUAAGGAGCGAAAUCCAUUACGACAUUCAUUUAAGGUGACAUGUGGAAAUAGGAGUAUUAGGAUAAGAGCAAAGAACGGAUCCAAGGUUAAAGACUGGGUUGCUGCAAUUAAUGAUGCGGGACUGAGGCCUCCUGAGGGAUGGUGUCAUCCUCACCGUUUUGGUUCUUUUGCUCCUCCAAGGGGUUUGACAGACGAUGGUAGUAAGGCUCAGUGGUUCAUCGAUGGUCAAGCAGCUUUUGAAGCUAUUGCCUUUUCCAUUGAACGUGCAAAAUCAGAGAUUUUCAUUUGCGGCUGGUGGCUUUGUCCAGAAUUGUAUCUGCGGCGUCCUUUUAUUUCAAAUGCUUCAUCUAGGCUCGAUGCUUUGCUUGAAGCAAAAGCUAAGGAAGGGGUUCAGAUAUACAUUCUUCUCUACAAAGAGGUUGCCCUUGCCUUAAAGAUUAACAGUGUUUAUAGCAAGAAAAAACUUCUAGGCAUCCAUGAGAAUGUGAGAGUAUUACGCUAUCCUGACCACUUCUCCAGUGGUGUGUAUUUAUGGUCCCACCAUGAAAAACUUGUCAUUGUCGAUUAUCAUAUUUGCUUUAUUGGAGGACUGGAUUUAUGCUUUGGUCGUUAUGAUACACCAGAACAUAAAGUUGGUGAUCGUCCUCCUUCAGUAUGGCCCGGGAAGGACUACUAUAAUCCAAGGGAAUCUGAGCCAAAUUCAUGGGAAGAUACCAUGAAAGAUGAGUUGGAUCGUGGUAAAUAUCCUCGCAUGCCUUGGCAUGAUGUCCACUGUGCACUUUGGGGACCACCUUGUCGAGACUUAGCUAGACAUUUUGUCCAACGCUGGAAUUAUGCUAAGAGAAACAAAGCCCCAAAUGAGCAGGCAAUUCCAUUACUUAUGCCUCAGCAUCAUAUGGUCAUUCCUCAUUACUUGUGGAAUACCCGAGAAUUGGAGGUUGAAAGGAAGAGUUUUGACAAUUCUCAAGAAUCAACAGUACAGGAUUCAUUUUCUCGAGGAUCAUCUUCUCACGAUAUUCCUUUGCUUUUACCUCAAGAGGCUGAUGGACAGGAUUCUCAAAAUGAAGGUCCAAAAUCAAAUGGACUGGAGCCCAUUGCUAAUCCCCUCGAUCAGCCUAGUAAGAUCAGCAGCAGUCUCUCGUUCUCUUUUAGGAAGAUCAAAGUUGAACCCUUAGGACCAGAUAUGCCUCUGAAAGGCUUUGUUGAUGAUCUCGACCAUUUGGAUUCCCAUGGAAAGUUGUCUGGAGAUGGGAAAACACAUCAUCGUGUCAAAAGCUCAGAGUUGGAGUGGUGGGAAACACAAGACAGGGGACAUGGUGGCUUUGCAGAUGAAUCCGGACAAGUUGGUCCGUGUGCUUCAUGUCGUUGCCAGGUCAUCAGAAGUGUCAGUCAAUGGUCUGCUGGGACGAGUCAAACUGAAGAGAGCAUUCACAUUGCGUACUGCUCUCUUAUAGAGAAAGCAGAACAUUUUGUCUAUAUUGAGAAUCAAUUUUUUAUAUCAGGCCUCUCAGGAGAUGAUUCAAUACGGAAUCGUGUUUUAGAAGCAUUAUACCGUCGCAUAAUGAGAGCUUACCGUGAAAAGAAAAUUUUUAGGGUCAUUAUUGUAAUUCCACUAUUGCCUGGAUUUCAGGGAGGACUGGAUGACAGUGGUGCAGCAUCGGUUAGAGCAAUAAUGCAUUGGCAGUAUCGAACUAUAUGUCGAGGACAAAAUUCAAUAUUCCAUAAUCUUUAUGAUCUUCUUGGUUCAAAAGUUCAUGAUUAUAUAUCAUUUUAUGGCCUCAGAUCUUAUGGUAAACUGUUUGAUGGUGGUCCUGUGGCUACAAGCCAGGUGUACGUGCAUAGUAAAAUUAUGAUCGUAGAUGAUUGUAUUGCUUUGAUUGGAUCGGCUAACAUCAAUGACAGGAGUUUACUCGGUUCUAGAGAUUCUGAGAUUGCUAUUGUGAUUGAAGAUAAGGAACUUAUCAAUUCAUAUAUGGGAGGACAACCAUGGAAAGCGGGAAAGUUUUGUUGGAGUCUCCGCCUCUCUCUUUGGUCUGAACAUCUUGGUCUUCGUCCUGGACAGAUCAAUCAAAUAGUUGACCCAGUUUCUGACUCAACCUACAAGGAUACAUGGAUGGGAACUGCUAAGACGAACACGACAAUAUACCAAGAUGUAUUUUCUUGUCUACCCAACGACCUCAUAAAUUCCAGAGCUGGACUGAGGCAAAGUGUGGCUUUCUGGAAAGAGAGGUUGGGGCACACCACAAUAGAUUUAGGAAUUGCACCGGAGAGGCUUGAGUUUUACAAGAAUGGAGAAAUUGAAAGGAUUGAUCCAAUGGAGAGAUUAAGUUCAGUGAAGGGACAUCUUGUCUCCUUCCCAUUGGAAUUCCUGAGCAAAGAAGAUUUAAGACCUGUGUUCAAUGAGAGUGAGUACUAUGCAUCUCAAGUUUUUCAUUAACAACUUUAUAAUAAUAGCCCUCUUUUUGUUAGGCCAACUUAAUUAGUUUAUGGUUAAAUCAAAUGAUGCAUUAUAAUUUAUUUCCCAUUUCUUAAAAGAAAAAAAUAAGAGAGAGAGAGAGAGAGAGAGAGACAGAAAGGCACAUUUACAACAGAAAUUAGGACUCUUUUGUAAUACUCAUUCAAUUAAUUGAAGACUGCUGUCCUAAUUUGGGCAUUUAGUGU
Molecule: messenger RNA, 3863 nt
Organism: Cucurbita maxima (winter squash)
Lineage: Eukaryota; Viridiplantae; Streptophyta; Magnoliopsida; Cucurbitales; Cucurbitaceae
Product: phospholipase D zeta 1
Exons: 21
Coding region: 301-3639 (1112 amino acids)
Biological process (GO): phosphatidic acid biosynthetic process; intracellular signal transduction; phospholipid catabolic process
Cellular component (GO): plasma membrane
Molecular function (GO): D-type glycerophospholipase activity
Source: RefSeq, a predicted model, not a curated record